This is a messenger RNA of Rhineura floridana, 4545 nucleotides long. RefSeq names its product 2-phosphoxylose phosphatase 1 (gene PXYLP1). Bases 385 to 1821 code for a protein of 478 amino acids. NCBI's taxonomy places the organism in Eukaryota, Metazoa, Chordata, Lepidosauria, Squamata, Rhineuridae. Gene Ontology annotation, molecular function: phosphatase activity. Gene Ontology annotation, cellular component: Golgi apparatus. The record is from RefSeq and is a predicted model, not a curated record. The transcript has 7 exons. Gene Ontology annotation, biological process: chondroitin sulfate proteoglycan biosynthetic process; dephosphorylation; glycosaminoglycan biosynthetic process.
GAAAAGAGGCGGCGGAGCUUAGACCGAGAGAAAGCGAGUCAGAGCCACAGAUGGCUCAAGUUGGUUCGCGCGCACACGCGAAGAGAAAAAGAGUGUGAGGUGGAGACGGAACGGAAGAGCGCCUGACUGAGGCUGUUGAGCUGGCUGGGCGGCGCUGGUAGCGGCCAGUUUCCAGCUUGGCUACCUGGGCAGGGAAGGAACCCACGGCGGGGCAGGAAGGUUAAAAGAAGACAACAGGAUGACUUUAUGGUACAUUGGAAACCAUUUAUUAAAUAUUGCAAAGGGAACUCAUUGCUUCGUCAAACAAAUCAUAGCCUCUUAUCAUUCCAAGAAAGUAUCUGACUAUGGAGGUGAAAUCAUGAAGCAGCAGCAGACAGAAUAAUAAUGUUUUUCCGAAAUCGUUUUCUGUUCUUGUUGGCCUUGGCAGCCUUAUUAGCCUUUCUGAGCCUUAGCCUACAAUUCUUACACUUGAUCCCUGUUAACCCGGUUAAAGAAGAUCUUGGCUCCAAGAAUCGAAAGAGAAUAAUGCCUGAUCCACUGACAGAGACACCUGCCAUAGAUCCCAUUUUUGAAGCCCAGUUUUAUUGUAACAUUCCCAGUGUACCUGAACGCAGCAUGGAAGGUCAUGCACCUCACUAUUUUAAACUGAUUUCUGUUCAUGUGUUAAUUCGCCAUGGAGACCGAUAUCCUCUUUAUGCCAUUCCCAAAACAAAAAGGCCGGACAUUGACUGUACGUUAGUGCCUAACAGAAAGCCUUCCCAUCCUCAGCUUGAAGCUUUUAUUAGCCAUAUGUCUAAAGGAUCAGAAACCCCAAUGGAUGGCACUCUGAGCAGCAUGCCACGUUACCCUAGCCAUUCACUGUGUGAAAUGGGAGAGCUUACACAGACUGGAAUUGUACAGCACUUGAGAAAUGGACAACUACUGCGGGAUAUUUAUAUGAAGAAGCAUAACUUGAUACCAAGUGACUGGACAAGUAAACAUUUGUAUUUGGAGACAACUGGAAAGAGUCGAACACUACAGAGUGGGCUGGCAUUACUAUAUUCCUUCCUGCCAGAAUAUGAUUGGAAGAAAAUUAACUUUAGGCACCAGUGGAGCACAAUUUUUUGUUCUGGAAAUUGUGAUUGCCCAAUAAGGAACCAUUACCUAGAGGAGGAACAACGUCGUCAGUAUAGCCUACGGGUGAAAAACAUACAUUUGGAGAAAACAUAUGCAGAUAUGGCAAAAAUAGUUGGCAUACCCACAAGGCAGUUAAGGGCCUCUAAUCCUAUAGAUUCUAUGCUGUGCCAUUUUUGCCAUAAUAUCAGCUUUCCAUGUACUAAGAAUGGUUGCAUUAACAUCGAGCAAUUUAAAGUAAUCAAGACCCAUCAACUUGAAGAUGAAAAAGACAGACAGGAGAAGAAAUAUUACUACUUGUAUGCACUACUGGCCACUCAUCCCAUCCUUAACCAGACAGUUAAUCGUAUGCAGCGGAUUGCUGAAGGCAAGAAAGAAGAACUAUUUGCCCUGUACUCUGCUCAUGAUGUCACCUUGUCUCCCGUUCUUAGUGCCUUAGGCAUUAAUGAGGCCAGGUUUCCAAGAUUUGCAGCUAGACUAGUCUUUGAGCUAUGGAAAGAUGGAAAGAAAUAUAAAGAACACUUUAUCCGCAUUCUUUAUAAUGGUGUUGAUGUCACAUUCCAGACUUCAUUCUGCCGAGAUUAUAACAAACUUUAUAGUAAGCUGAUGUGCCCUUUAGAGAAAUUUGUUGGUUUUGUUAAACAAGACAUGUUUUCACCUUUUAAUAGCACCAAUUACUAUGAUGCAUGUCACAGGAAAUCAUUCUAAACAAAGGAGGAAUAAAAUGUUACAUUUUGUAUUGUCAAAAAGUCUGUCUUUAAGGAAGCUUGACAUUGUCAAAUCCUAGUGUGCCUAAGUGCAAAUGAAUAUAACUUGAAUAUAAUUUUUCCAAAACACAUUCUAGAUUGAUUUAAAAUGCCAUAAAUGCAUAAUGUCUGUCAGUCUAAUCAGAGCAGGAACUAUGUUCUUUGUGCUCCAACUUAAUUUGACUCUUAGCUGCUGUAAAAUGGAUAUUGCUUGAAGAACUGAAUGAGUGUAUUCUGGUUCCUUGUUCCACUGUAAAGGUUGUCACAGUAAAGUAAACAUGAACAGUUCCAAUUCUUGUCAUAAUAGAAAGUAUUCUUCGUUACACAAAUCCAUUCUUAUGACUCAGCUAUAGCAGGAAUCCUUUUUUUUUGAGCAAAAGUGUAUUAUAAGCAUACUUUUUUAAAAGGGUGCAUGGAUUCACAUGGUUCUGGAACACUUCACCUUUAGCUACUAUACUUCAUACAUAAUGUAGAUGGUGUGAAGAUUGCUACUGUAUGGUGGAAGCUGCAAUGUUUCACAUGGCUUCUCAGGUUGAUCGCUACAUUGCAUGCAUGACUUCCUAGGAGGCACUAACAUUGUCAGAAAUACCUUUUAAAUAAUCGGUACAGGCAAUCCACAUAGAAAACCAUUUACAAAAACAUUAGUCUCCUUGUGGAGCCCCCAGCAUGUGGACAUUUUGUUUUGUUUUAUUAGGAACCAUGUUACCAUAUCAUAUGCAAAGCAACCCUUAAGCUAUAUGGAAAGAAAAGUUCCGUUCUUUGCACGUUUAGCACUUUAUGUGUACUUCAAACACAAAGUACAAGUUGUGUCAGAUGCUAGAAAAGGAUUCCUAAGUAAAUAUGAGGGAGUUGUACAGAAAAUGAAAACUUAAAAUCAGACUUCUAAUACACUGCUUUAGGAUCUAUUUAUAUUGUUCAAACCAUUUGUACUGUGAUAAGAAGCAAUGUGUUUAGCAGUUUGUUGUAAUGGCUGCAUGUAGCCAAAAGAGAACUUGACUUAAUGCUUAAUUUUGUAAUCCAUUUAGUACUUUUAUAGGCUAGGAAGACAUUUUAUAAGCCCAGUCUUGUUUUUUUAUUGUACGGUGAUUGUACUAUAGUGUACUAAAUGUUUUUUUACCUUCUUUAUAAAGGGAUGGCAAAAGCCGUUUUCCAACAUUUUUCCUUUGAACAUAGUACAUCGAUUUAGAAAUCUACUAUAAAUAAUUUUACUGGAUAAACUAAUAAUGCAUAUUAACUCAGUUUUUAGAUGUUUUCCUUAUAUGGGAUUUUUAGACACCUUGGAAAAGCAUUUUGUUACUAUUGUAAUGCUACGUUUUGUAAUGUCAGAGUUUUUAACACAUCCUGAAACCAUAAUUUAGUGUGUUUUGUAUUGAAAUGGUAGUAGCAAUUAAAAGGAGCUGUAAUUUCAGCCCCCUUUUAAAAACGAUGCAUUUGAAUGUUUCUGUAAAUAAAGUUUUGAAGUAUUCUUUGGUGGUGGUGCAUAAAAGCCAAUAUUUCUAUAGGUGGUGUUCAAAAUAGAGCUUGUAAAAUUGAUACUUGCUUAACUGAUUAUGUAAAAUGUUUGUUGCCACAAUCAUUAUUGAAAUUUAAUUGAUUUUUAAGUAGAGAUGCUGAGUGCAUUGCAAGAAUAUUAAAAGCUUGAUAUUUUAUCACAGUAGGUCUACAGUGUACCAGUUUGUACUGAAGAAAGUUUUAGAGUAGCCACAGAUUUCUACAGGACUAUAAUGAGAUUGCUUUGUGGAAAGAGGCUUAGGGGACUCCAGAAAAUAUGUAGCUGCCCAAAAUCUUCAAGCUCCAAAUAUAAAUCUAGGUUACCAUAGUAUUUGCAUUAGGGUUAUUCAUUGUUCCCAUGCAAAGCCCGAAGUUUUAUUCAGUACACAUUCAGAUGGUUAUGUCUGGAAUAAACUAGUCAGACUUUAAGAGCAGGAUCAAUCAUGGACAAAUGAGAAAAGCAGCCCCCAAAAGCAGGGAGAAUUCUGUGCCUUGGCUCUGAGUUUUGCACCUAGAUGCAAAGAAAGAAGAAGAAUAACUCAAGACUAAAUCAUAAGAAGUAGGGACAAAGCCUAACAAUAUCUCACGUGCAAAAUGUGAUAACUUUGACGUGCAAUAAUAAAAUGGAGUACAUGCUUUUCAAAAGCCUAAUGCUCUGGCCUUGAAGGAUAGAUUUUAUUACUAACUUUGCAUAGGUACAAUGCUACAUUACUACCACUCAGACAAACAAAUAUUGUUGCCUCUUAUAAACCACAGUGUAGGAAGAAAACUUAUUCAGAAAGAGAUUAGGCUGUAUAUGUAGAAUGUCUGGGGAGGGGCUGUAGUUCAGUUGUAGAGCACAUGUUUUGUUUGCAAAGGGUCCCAAAUUAAUCCUUAGUGUUUCCAGGUAGGGCUGGGGAAGUCUCGUGCCUCAAACCUUGGAGAGCUGCUUGGGCUGCUGCUUGUCCGUGUUGACAAUACUGAUGAACAAUGGUCUGACAGUCUAAAAGAGGUUUCCAAUGUAGCCCGUGCAGCCAUAGAAUCAUAGAGUUAGAAGGGACCUCAAAGGUUUCUAAUCACAUCUUGCUGUCAGUUUGCUGGAAAUACUUCUAUAAUGAGUUUCCGCCGGGCUGUGAAGACCUGGCUCUUCAGGCAGGCUUUUGGCGUGGGCAAGAUUUUAUUAUUCUUGUUUCCAGAUUUUUAAUGCUUAUUGUAA